GCCACGUUCGUUAGGUUGUUGUGUGUUGCUGCCAUGGAAGUCUGUGUGUAACAUUGUCAGCUACGGGUCCGUUCUGUGCCGUGAAGAAGGCUGUGGGGUAACUCCAGGCCAAACACCCGCGGGUAACCUGAGCGUCUACACCCGGGAGAGCCGGACACAGGAGGUGCCCAUGCAGAGUCCGCUCGGCACCCCCUCCCAUCAGGGCGGGGAGAAUAACGGAGGUCUCGCCCUCACCGGCUCUCAGGUCUCCGUGACCCGGCGUCCGAGUAGCGCUGGAAACGCCAAACAUAUCUCGCGCUCCAUCUCCGUCAUCACUGACACCAGGAGCAGAGGAAACCAGGCGAGGGACUCGCCUCGAGCCAUCAAUAACCUACGCAGGUCCAACAGUACCACUCAGGUGACGCCAGACAACAGUUCGCUCUUCAGCCAGGAGCAGCAUGAAGAUUUCUUAGCCUUUUUCGCGAGCAGCUCCGUCGGGAGGAAGAAGCUCCAUGGACUGGCCAAAACCCCUCCGGAAAAGAAGACCACAUGGAAUGUUCUGGAUGACCAUCCUCGUGCUUUUCCUAUACCUUCAAGUGCCCGUAGUGCUAGCUCAGUACAGAGCAUGAAGAGAAGAGACAUGCCCGCCCUGGCACCCAGCUUUCCAGCCAACAACAGGAGUAACAAGGGAACAGUGGGAAACACCGUAACCACCAUGGUGCACAAUAACUAUUCAUCCGGGGAUCGAGGACUCGCUGCCAAGAGCUCCAAUCAGAAGCCGCCAUCUCUAAAUAACCAGAGGACAGCCAAUGGUGAAGAAUCCGGAAGCAGCUUCCAGAAAUCCCAAAAGAAUUUGUCCAGCACAAACAACCUGGGACGUAACAACACCGGAAGAAGCGCAGCGCCGAAAAGAAAAGAGGUCACCGCUGAAGAGGCAGAGCGGUUUAUUUUGCAAGUGAACAAUGCGGCAAUCACCAUUCAGCGUUGGUAUAGACGCCAGCGUCAGAAGCAGAGAUCUGGAGAGGAAGCUCUACGGCAUAUGUUAGCUUCUAAAAAGGAGGAACGGCACCAUCAAACAGAUGAGGGCAGUUACUUAAAUUUGCAUCAGUCCAAAGAGGAAGAACGCAAGAGAAUCCGAGAAGAGAAAGCACGACAAGCCCGAAGGGCAGCCAUCCAGGAACUGCAACUAAAGCGGGCACAGAAAGCCCUGGAAGCACAGAAGCUGGUAGAAGAGGAGCUGGCACUGCUGGAACAGAGCGGGAAGGUGGGAAAAAAGGUUGGCAGGAAUUUGGUCAAGUCUUCAUUACAGAGAAGCAGGAAAUCCAAUAAUAAUAAUACAGAUUCUAGAGUGCAAGAUACAUUGGAAAAUGAUAAUUCAAUGAAUUCUCUCUUCAAGCCAUCACCAGACUACAGGAGCAGUGAACACAGCGCCCAGGUGCUGUCAACUCCUGACCAAGUUCUGGGAGAAGUGGAUGUAGCAGCCUCUGCCCAGUCUAAGACCAACCUGACAGACCUGCUGGACACCCUGAAGCAACUGGAAGAGCCUGAACCACUAAUGGAUAUUAGAACAGAGGGCAAAGACAAAUUUAAUUGGAUCGAUGGGGACGCUGACACAUCACUUACGACGGAUAACCUGGAGCGCCAUAGUCAGAUGACCCGCAACGGACAGGUGGAACAGAACGAAGUUCAUGGUGGGGCUGGGGCUCUGCUGACGGAGGCAAAGCUGCAGAACAUCAUUAGUUUUCUGGAUGAAAUGGAAAAAGCUGAACAAGAAAGGCCACGUUCUUCAGGUUCCAACACUCACAGAGGGGCCCUACUGUCGGAAGAAGAGCUGAACCAUCUGGAGCAGGCGUCGGCUGUCGCUACUGAGGUGACAAGUUCCAUGUUGAAGAUGCGACUGGAGCUGGAGGAGAAAAAGAAAGCACUGAGUCUUUUGCAGACAGCACUAGCCCAGCAGCGGGAAUUAACUGUGCGACAUGUAAAGCAAACGGAGAAAGACAUGAGCUUUCAGCUGAAACAGCAGAGCGAGCAGUAUGAGGCCACUAUACAGAGGCACCUCACGUUUAUCGACCAGCUUAUCGAUGACAAGAAAGCCCUAAGUGAGCGCUGUGAGUCACUGGUAAGUGAGCUGAAGCAGGUGGAUCACAAAUACUCCAGCAAGAUCUCCCAGAUGCAAGAGCAGCAUGAUAUGGUUUGGCAAACUUUGGGCCCCCUGUGUGAGGAGAUGAAGAAGCUGCAGGAACUCAUGACGGCUACAGAAAAAGUGCGGCGAGAGAAGUGGAUCGACGAGAAGACCAAGAAGAUAAAAGAGAUCACAGUGAAGGGACUGGAACCUGAGAUCCAGAGACUGAUCUCCAAACACAAGCAGGAGAUCCGCAAGUUAAAGGCUCUGCACGAGGCCGAACUUCUGCAGUCCGACGAGCGUGCGGCACAGCGAUACGUGCGCCAAGCGGAGGAGCUGCGACAAAACCUGGAGCGGGAGAAGGAGGAAGUGAGCCAGAGGGAGCGAGAGCUGGCGAAACAGAGAUACGAGAGGCAGCUGACCCAUGAAGAGCAGUCACUGCAGGAGCAGCGCCGGCGGUUAUAUAGCGAGGUGUCGGAGGAGAAGGAGCGCUUAAAACAGCAGGCGGCCAGGCAAAGAGCAGAAUUGGACGAACUCCGCAAACAGCUAGAGGACAACUGCGCGCUGGCCACACGAGUCCUGAAAGAAGAAUACGAGAAGAGCAAGGAGGAGCAGGAACGGCGCCACCAGAUCGAGCUGAAGGCGAUCAAAGAGCGUCUGGAGAUAGAGAAGCAGGCGUGGGAGCAGAACUACAGGAAGAAGGAGGAAGCCUGGCUCCUUACCAGGGAGCGAGAGCUCAAAGAGGAGGUACGGAAAGGGAGAGAUAAGGAGAUAGAACUGGUGAUCCAGCGCCUGGAGGCCGAAAUGUCUACAGCAAGAGAAGAAUGUGAAAGGGCGGCUGAGAACAGGAUUAAGAGAGUGCGUGAAAAGUAUGAAAUGGAGCUGCAGGAGCUGGAGCGAUCCGAGAAGAAGUCACAUGAUCGCUGCAAAGAAUUAAAAGAGCGAGUGACUGAGCUGGAAGGGGAGCAGAUCAGACUGCAAGGGCUUCUGAAGCAGAGGGAGCAUGAAGUGGAAGAUCUCAGGAAGAUCACCGACCGGCUGAACGAGGAGAGGAGGAGCCUGUCAGAUGUCAUCCGCCAAGAGUUCGCAGAUCGGUUGGUAACAACCGAGGAAGAAAACAAAAGAUUGAAGAUUGAGGCUUCCGAAGCUCAUGCGCGCCAUCGCCUGGAACUAGAAAGGGUUACACGAGAGAAGGAAGAGGAGCUGGAGGAGGUUCACAAAAGAGUGAAAUCUGCCAUAGUGAAGAAAGAAGAGACUGUGAACAGUCUGCGGAAACAGUGCGAGGCGGCAGUCAAGAGAGCAGAUCACUUGGAAGCUCUCCUGGAACAGCAACGCAAACAGCUAUUGGCAAAGUAACCCCUAGUCCUCACCCUGUGCCCCCUUGUGUGCCCACUUGUGCCUCCCUGUGACGGACACUACUGCAGGAGUUUUAGUUUGUGCUUUUUCUCUGGUUUGUCAUUUUGCACACUUUUCGUUGGUGCCUCUCAUUUCUAA
Hyla sarda is the source of this 3595-nucleotide messenger RNA. It is a transcript of the gene CEP131, whose product is annotated as centrosomal protein 131. The coding region runs from base 170 to 3457 and encodes 1095 amino acids. Gene Ontology annotation, biological process: cilium assembly; intraciliary transport involved in cilium assembly; regulation of centrosome duplication. The record is from RefSeq and is a predicted model, not a curated record. NCBI's taxonomy places the organism in Eukaryota, Metazoa, Chordata, Amphibia, Anura, Hylidae. Gene Ontology annotation, cellular component: centriolar satellite. The transcript has 27 exons.